UUUCAAGUUUGACUUGAAGAUGUUCAUUGACGUGCGAUGUGCACAUAAUUGUAGUGCUGCGUACUCGAUGAAAGUUUAUUAAACAUAGAUGCUGUUUGUUCGAAAUUAACGUGUUAAAUUUUUCUAUUAAACAUGGCGCCUAAUUUCAGUAAAAUCACAAGUAGGACCGAUGUUAAAAUCGCCCUCGCAGCCUCCGCGGCAAUCGGAGCUUGGGCGAUUAAAAACUCGCUCCAAUCAAGUCAAAGUAAACGAGUUAGACCAGGCCGUUUAUCGCCCGAAGAGCAGAUUCAAUAUAUGAUAAAGGAGAGACAUAAAAAGUCACCUAAAGCUCAAGUGGAUGCCAGAUUUUUUGCUGAACUGAAGGCAUUAUGGAAGAUUAUGGUGCCAGGGGUUUGGUCGAAGGAAAGUGGUUUCAUGGCACUGAUCGCCUUGUCCCUGAUAGCGAGGUCCAUGUGCGAUCUGUGGUUGAUCCAGCAUACUACUCUAAUAGAGGGCGCUAUAAUCACAAUGAACAAGCAGGAGUUCAAAAGCAGAUUGCUGCAGUUCUUUGCCGCAAUGCCCAUGAUAUCAUUAGUCAACAAUGUAUUAAAAUGGAGUAUAGGAGAAUGUAAAUUAAGAAUACGGACAAACCUUUCACUAUAUUUAUACCAGCAAUAUAUGAAAGGAUUCACAUACUACCAAGUGACGAACCUGGACAACCGGAUAUCGAACGCGGACCAACUGCUCACCACGGACAUAGACAAGUUCUGCGAGACCGUCGUGGACCUGUACAGCAACAUCAGCAAGCCGGUCCUAGACAUUGGCAUCUAUCUGUACAGGCUUACCGUCAAUCUGGGCGUCAGUACUCCUGGAAUAAUGAUGGCGUACCUACUGGUGUCAGGAGUGUUCCUGACAUACCUCAGAAAGCCUACAGCUCGUCUCACCGUCCAAGAGCAAAAACUAGAAGGCGAAUUUAGAUACGUGAACUCCAGGCUCAUCACGAAUUCGGAAGAAAUCGCUUUCUAUCAGGGCAACCACCGCGAGCAGCUGACAGUCCUGGCGAGCUUCUACAAGCUGACUCGACACCUGCGGAACUUCCUCAACUUCCGCGUCGCUAUGGGCUUCAUAGACAACAUCAUCGCCAAGUAUGUCGCAAUCACGGUUGGAUUCUACGCGGUGUCGCGACCUUUCUUCGUCAUGGAUCACAACCUGCUCACUACGGGAACCGACAAUGACAGGUUUAAGCACUACUACACGUACGGGCGCAUGCUGGUAAAGAUGGCUGAAGCCAUCGGCCGCCUCGUCCUCUCUGGAAGGGAGUUGAGCAAACUGGCCGGUCUCACGUCGAGAGUCACGCAGCUGCGAACUGUUCUGUCUGACGUGAACCAGGGGAAGUAUACCAGGACCAUGGUGGGGCAGGUGGAGAACGGGAACGGCGGUAAGUUAAUGCCGAUGGUGAUGGCGCCAGGCGCUGGCCGCAUCAUCUACCAAGACAAGAUCAUCCGCUUCGACCGCGUGCCGCUCGUCACGCCCAACGGCGACGUUCUCAUCAAGGAACUGUCCUUCGAAGUCAAAUCAGGAAUAAACGUGCUGGUAUGCGGACCCAAUGGGUGCGGUAAAUCGUCCAUGUUCCGUAUGUUGGGGGAGCUGUGGCCCAUCUUCGGAGGCACUCUCACGAAACCGCCCAAGGGCAAGCUUUUCUACGUGCCGCAGAGGCCUUACAUGACCCUGGGGACCCUUAGAGACCAGGUGAUCUACCCUCAAACCCGCGAGGAGAUGGCCCGUCGCGGUCGCACGGACGCUCAGCUGAACAGGUUCCUGGAGAUCGUGCAGCUGGCUUACCUGACGAGCCGCGAGGGCGGCUGGGACGCCGUCGAGGACUGGAUGGACGUGCUGUCCGGCGGCGAGAAGCAGAGGAUAGCUAUGGCCCGUCUGUUCUACCACGAGCCGCAGUUCGCCAUCUUGGAUGAGUGCACUAGCGCCGUGUCUGUAGACGUCGAGGGUCAGAUGUACCAAUACUGCAGAGAGAUGGGUAUAUCUCUCUUCACGGUAUCUCACCGCAAGUCUCUAUGGAAGCAUCACGACCACUACCUGCAGAUGGACGGCCGUGGUGGCUACGUUUUCGAGGAGAUUGACGGCGACACGCAGGAAUUUGGAUCGUGAACUUUAUUGUAAUUAUGAGACGAUUCGAAAUGGCUUGGCAGUGAAAUGGUGCUUUAGUUGCAAAUAG
Molecule: messenger RNA, 2209 nt
Organism: Cydia amplana
Lineage: Eukaryota; Metazoa; Arthropoda; Insecta; Lepidoptera; Tortricidae
Gene: Pmp70
Product: ATP-binding cassette sub-family D member 3
Exons: 16
Coding region: 133-2142 (669 amino acids)
Biological process (GO): peroxisome organization; fatty acid beta-oxidation; very long-chain fatty acid catabolic process
Cellular component (GO): peroxisomal membrane
Molecular function (GO): long-chain fatty acid transmembrane transporter activity; ATP hydrolysis activity; ATP binding
Source: RefSeq, a predicted model, not a curated record